This is a messenger RNA of Mya arenaria, 4957 nucleotides long. Its product is annotated as sushi, von Willebrand factor type A, EGF and pentraxin domain-containing protein 1-like. The transcript is spliced from 33 exons. The coding region runs from base 57 to 4250 and encodes 1397 amino acids. Gene Ontology annotation, biological process: neuron development; heterophilic cell-cell adhesion. Gene Ontology annotation, cellular component: neuron projection. Lineage: Eukaryota; Metazoa; Mollusca; Bivalvia; Myida; Myidae. The record is from RefSeq and is a predicted model, not a curated record. Gene Ontology annotation, molecular function: protein heterodimerization activity; protein homodimerization activity; cell adhesion molecule binding.
UAUAAAGUCAUAGUUAACCCUAAAAUAGCCAAAUGCUUUUGGUGAACUUGUAAGUGAUGGAAAUGUUAUUUGUGCGCGUUUUAACACUAUUUGUCAUGAGUGUUUUUUUAACCAAAACUGAACAAGCGUUGAACUGUUCACUUCCAGACUAUCCAUACGCCUCAUAUUAUGUCAACGGAAAAGCAUUUAUCGCAGUCAGAACUGUCUUACAUAAGGACAAGGUCAGUGUCGUAUGUGAAAACGGAACUAGUAUAACAGUGUCCUCCGAUGUCAAAACAUGCCGGAAUGGUGUCUGGAAGCCAAGAGGAUCAUUCCCGAUAUGUGAACCAGAGCCAUGUAGAUUUAAUAAGGAAAGUGGUCGUCGGUUUUUCCUAUUAGAAAAUGAGUUAGAUGGUGAGGUCGCGCAUGAAGAGACAGUGAACGUCGUUUGCGAUAGAAACUUUGAUCAAAUGGGAAACGCUGAGGAUUCUAAUUCAGAAAUACAGUGCCUGAAAGGGCGGUUCAACAAAAUGUACCAUUGCGUAGAGAGAUGUGCUAUCCCAGAUAUUUUAAAUGCGAACAUCAAACGCUCAAAUGGUGCGAACACGGAUAAGCUGAAGGACGGAGAAAACAUUACAGUUACUUGCCAUAAAGGAUACAGCCCUCAAAGCAAUGUGGAGGGCAAUGACGCAAGUUUCACUUUGAUAUGCAAGAACGGUACGAUAGGUAACAGAACAUGUCAACUAUCACAAGACAGAAGGGAUCAACAAGAGAACGUUAUACCUACAGCGGAAUCAAGUUUAUCAGUAGAAGCAGAUACAACAUCAGUAGAUACAACAUCAGCAGGUACAACAAGAGCAGAUACAACAGUAGCAGAUACAACAAGAGCAGAUGAUAAUGAUCAUGCACGAUGCCCAGAAAUACAAAUAGAAAACGGAGAAAUUGGCUACAUGGGGAACAGAGAGAUAUACCAUAUGGCAUAUAUUAAGAAAUGCGCAGAUGGUUACAUGUUUGGUGGUUUUCAAGUGGCUGAGUGCCUUCCUACCUUAAAAUGGGACAACGACCUACGUUGCAUCAAGACAUUGCCGAAAUGCCCUGAACUUAUGGCAGAAAAUGGAGAAGUGACCUACAUUGGAGACAGAGAGAGAUACACUUUUGCACAUAUUAUUUGCAAUGAAGGCUACAGCAUUGAAAAAGAUGGGGUUGAAACAGUUGAAUGUCUUCAAAGUCUUCAAUGGGAGAACAACUUAAAUUGCUAUAAGCCUUGUGAUACUCCGAACAUAGAAAAUGGUAUACUUCGAAGUGACAUAUUCAACGUAAAGUAUUCAAAAGCAAUAAUCAAAAGCGGACAAAGUGUGUCAGUAUCAUGUGAAGCCGGCUAUUCUCUUUAUGACAAUAAGAAGGAUGAUUUCCUAGAAGAAUCUACUUGGCCAAUAAAAUGUGAGCUUGGAAAAAUGACGUUCGUACCGUCUUGUAAGAAAGGUGCAUAUGGAUCUAACUGUAGCUUUAACAGCGAUUGUCACCACGGCUUAGUCUGCUUGCAUGGAAAAUGCCGCUGCGACAAAUCUUACACCUAUGAUUUGAAAGCACGCACCUGUAAAAAGAUAUGCCGCGGCACAAAUGACGGGUUUUAUAUGCAUGGGACAUCUGAUGCACAUUACGAGAGCUACAAAGACCGAUAUACAAACUGUUCAUACGUCCACGGAAAUCUCGAGUUAACCUAUCUGAAAGGACCGUACGACCUUGGAUUUCUUUCAGACAUUGAAGAAGUAUACGGAUAUGUGUUCAUUGUCAACGUUUACUCGAAUUACCUAAAUCUUACGAAAUUACGGAUAGUACGGGGCACUGAAUUAUUUCACUACAAAGGGGAGGACUUUAGUUUGUUUGUAGCAAACAAUUAUGACCCAUUCAACGAUACACAUGGCCUUCGAGAACUGCAGUUGAUCAGUUUGACUGAGAUCAGUCGGGGAAAGGUUCUCUUCCUAUAUAACAACUUGCUGUGUUUUGAAAAUACAAUCCGCUGGGACGAUAUUAAUUCAUUGACGAGAACAUUUGUUAACACUGCAUUCAUUUCCAAACUCAAGCGGCGUUGCCCCGACUGUUCGGAGGAGUGCUAUAACAGGCAGACAGGAGACAGUCAUUGCUGGGGAAGUGCGCCAGGAAUGUGUCAAAAACUGAACUUCAUAUCGGUGGUCUGUGACAGUUCAUGCGAGGGGAGAUGUUUUGGUAAAGAGCAAGAUGAAUGUUGUCAUCCUGAAUGCGCAGGAGGUUGUGUAGGACCCGGAAGGGAGCAAUGUCUAACGUGUAAGAAUUUCUACUUCGAGGGUUCCUGCCAUCCUUACUGUCCAAGGAUGAAAAUGUUCGACCCAUCUACGUAUCAAGUGGUCAAUAACCCGGACGGACGUUACGCCUUCGGUUCCCUUUGCGUAAAAGAUUGCCCACCUUACCUUGUGAAAGAAAAUGAUGCAUGUGUGAUCGAGUGCCCAGCAUACAAGUCAGCGAACCCUACCACCAGCAUAUGCCAACCUUGUUUCGAAAAGUGUCCUGAAAAACCAUGUCGGUUGAACCAAGAAAAAGGUCGUCAUUUUUUACAAUUCGGAAAUGUUCUGGUCAAAGAGGCUCCGCAUGGAACGAUUGUGACUGUCUUCUGCGAAAACGGCUUUGACAAAGACGAAAGCAAUGACGCUUCUUACUCAGAUAUCAAAUGCUUGAGGGGACAGUUUGAAAAAAUGUAUCAUUGCUUCGAGAGAUGCGAAAUCCCACAAAUAGAAAAUUCGGAGGUUUCGAAACUAAAUAAUCAAUCUAGAAGCGCAUUAAAACAUGGCGAAACGAUAAAAAUAACUUGCCAAAAAGGAUUCAUUCUUUCCAAUUCACAUGCAUACGGCCGGUACGAUGGAACUAACAACGGCUCGGAACUAACAUUGACUUGCACAAAUGGCACGUUGAUUGGCAUGGAGAGUAUAAUGUGUUUACGACAACACCAACUAGAAAACCGCCGUCACAAAGAUAAGCUUAACUGCACCGCACCUCAUUCGGAUGACGUUCAAUUGUAUAGCUUAUCUAGUGAGAAACUGGCGGCAGGAACGGUGAUAAAUCACGGAAAAGCAAUUAUUGCGGAAAUGACGUGUGAAAAUGGAGACGAAGAGUUGGAAGAACAUAUUGAGAAAUUUCAGCCGAACGAAGAUGGCAACCCUUCACAAGCAAUGCUUCGUUUGCAGCUGACAUGCACAAACGGUGUUAUUCCUGACUAUGAGACACUUUCUUGUUCGGCAGUGACAACCGACCCACAAGAUAUAAAUCCUAAUGAGUGCAAGAUUCUGCCAAAUGGCACGGUCACAGAUAGUGGUCAUUCAUUUGAGUGCAACCAUGGUUACGCAUACGCUGACAGCCUUUUGUACGAGAGAUACAGUUGUUCUUGUAACAGAGAGAUUCCUGCCUUGGUGUGCAGUGGAAAGCAGGCCCAGUGCAAACCAAUUGACUGUAAAUUAAACGGUUCGAUUGAACACGGGUUGACUGUAAUGUAUAAAGGAUUGGUAAUUAGUGCCACUGCAAUAGAAGCGAUAGAUCACGGAGAAUCAGCCGUUUUUAACUGUGAAAGUGGCGGAAACGGUGAAACAUACGAACCAAAAUGGCGGAUUUUUAAAUGCGACAUGGGCAACUGGGUAGUAGAAAACGGAUCAGGCGAAUCAUGGUCGCUUGGCAACAAUGGAUCGUUUCCCGAAUGUCGAUCAGCAAAGUGUGAGUGUCAGAACGGAGGAACAUGUAUUCGAGAUGAGACGUGUAAAUGUUCUUCAUUCUCAACUGGACAGCAGUGUGAAACACCUCUUUGUCCUGAUGGAUGUCAAAACGGUGGAACAUGUACCUCACCAAACAAGUGUAGCUGUCCGGAUGGAUUCUCUGGCAAUCGUUGCCAAACAGCUCUAUGUGACGGUGGAUGUAAAAACGAUGGAACAUGUACCUCCCCUAACAAUUGUACCUGUCAGGAUGGAUUAUCUGGCAGUCGUUGCGAAUCAGCUCUCUGUGACGGUGGAUGUCAAAACGGUGGGACAUGCACCUCCCCAUACAGGUGUAGCUGUACGGGCGGAUUCUCUGGCAGUCAUUGCGAAACAGUGAGAUGUCGGACUCCGAUUGAUAAAGUUGAUGAUGUAUUUUACCAAAACGGCGCAACAUUCACUGUCACUCGUGAAAGCUGUUCCGCUGGAAAUAUACCCAGUUUUAUGGGACAGAUUACUUGUGAAAUUGUCACUGGUCAGAGCAAAUCAACUGUUUGAAAGAAGCAAAUUACCGUAUAACUGUUAAAACUGCUGACGUCAGUUGGUGGAAGUUUGCAGGCACAGAUGGGGGGUUGAAAUUGUACAUGUACGGUUCUAACGGGAACAUCGGCAAAAUCAUCUUACAUGGAGGGUUUGAGCCUGGUGAUGAGGAUCUUACGAAGGGCCAGUUUGUUGACGUUGGAGAGGUACGUCUUCUUCAAUCAAAAAAUAAUCUUCAAAAUUCGACUUGGUGUCAAAGCACUAUCAUUAACUUAUGACAAGUGGAAACCGGAAUCCGUACAAAUUGAAGAUGAUGCAAGAGAUACAUUUUCAGGCGGCAAGGCGAACAUCCUUGGCUGGAGAAGAGACUAUUUAGGAUUUAUUGGAAGCAAAUAUGACUGUUUGAACAAAUGUGCCCAAGAUCCGGAGUGUAAACAGGUGUGUUUCCUGGCAUAUCACAAGCAAUGUACUCUAUUGAACAAAGUGUAUCAAACGGUUGAUAAAACCAGAGAUCGAAGAUGGAUGUUAUUUGUAUAUACUAAAACAAUUUACACUAAAAUGUGAACAGAACAUUUAAAUGUUGCACUUUUCACAGAAAGUUUGACGAAAUCGUUAAUGUUGCCGUAGAUUUUUAACUGUUUUAAUUCUAGCAUGUGAAUUCUAUUUAUUGUUGCCCCUUUGUGACCGGGCAUUCAUAAGGUUAUAUAAAGUGUCACCCAAUCCGC